AGAUGUCGGGGUUUGACAACUUCAACACAGACUUUUACCAGUCAAGCUACAGCGUAGAUGACCAAAAUCAGGCUGGCUACGGCAACACAGAAAAUCAAUAUAAUAAGCAAUACAGUCAGUACGACUACUCCCAGCCUAUGGGGUACCCAUCUCCAGGGAUGAUGCAGCCUCAACAGCCAUACACAGGACAGAUCUUUCAACCCACACAGACCUAUACUCCGUCCCCAUCACAGUCUAUGUAUGGCAGUAGCUUCGAUGAUGAGCCACCGCUGCUAGAAGAAUUAGGGAUCAACUUUGAUCACAUUUGGCAGAAAACUCUGACAGUGCUCCACCCAAUGAAAGUAGCAGACGGCAGCAUCAUGAAUGAAACAGAUCUGGCUGGACCAAUGGUCUUCUGUUUGGCCUUUGGAGCUACGCUUCUUCUGUCAGGUAAGAUCCAGUUUGGCUAUGUCUACGGCAUCAGUGCAAUCGGCUGCCUGGGCAUGUACUGUCUACUUAACCUAAUGAGUAUGACGGGCGUCUCCUUCGGCUGCGUGGCAAGUGUCCUGGGUUACUGCCUCCUCCCCAUGAUCCUCCUCUCCAGCUUUGGAGUCAUCUUCUCUUUACAGGGCAUGAUGGGAGUCAUACUAACAGCAGCAAUCAUUGGCUGGUGCAGCUUCUCAGCCUCAAAGAUCUUCAUCUCGGCUCUGGCCAUGGACGGGCAGCAGCUGCUGGUGGCCUAUCCAUGUGCUUUGUUAUAUGGCGUCUUUGCUCUCAUUUCAGUCUUCUAAAAAUAAAACAGCAGCUUAAAAAUAACUGCGCUCCAGACUCUGUAACAUCACUCCAAUUAGCAUCACUAGCAUCAUAAUUAUCAUAAUUAAUGGCUAGUUGCAGUGCUGUUACAGAAAACUGAGAGCUGCAGUCAAAAAUGAUACCAUGGGUUUAUUUUCUUUUAUAAGCCACCGCUACUCUCUAGGUUCCAACUUGACUGUCUGCAGGAUGGAGGGCUGGAGGGUAAGAGUGUCCUUACUUUCCAGCUAACUCCUGUCAUGCAUACAAAAGGGGAAGGCUGUUGCUCUCCUGCGGACAAUUUUGGACUUGAAACAGCCUGAUACAGUUCAAUGAUUUUAAAGGACAUAUUGCAAAAGGAAGUACUUCUCACACAUCACAAUCCUACAGAAGAUUUAUUCAAUUUGGGCACGCGGAAGCCAGUGAAAAUAACGCGUGUCCUGUUGUUUGCUUGGCCUUUGUGAACAAUCUCUGUCCAAUCACCAACUACGAGACAAAGGGAAGGACCCACUCUCGUUCUGCACAAAACUGCAGCGUCUCACUCCACUACAAAAGGCUGGAGUUUUUGUUGAGGAUCUGAUCUUCGAUAUGACAACCUGCUGCUUUGCUUCAUCCUCUUAUGAGUAGUUUUAUUAAAAAUGUUAUGAAAUUCAUUCAAGAUCAUCAUAUAAGAGACACCAUUACUGUUUUGGCACAGGCAUACAAUUCGCAUCUCUUACAUUUCUUAAAACAUUAUUUUAUUGUCCCCUCUCAGUGUAUGCUUUGAUGUCUCGUCUGUUCCAUGUCUUCUGUCUUCUUCAAUGUACAUUAAAAUUGUCUUUAAAGGUU
This is a messenger RNA of Cynoglossus semilaevis (tongue sole), 1596 nucleotides long. RefSeq names its product Yip1 domain family, member 5 (gene yipf5). The record is from RefSeq and is a predicted model, not a curated record. The transcript has 5 exons. Gene Ontology annotation, cellular component: membrane; trans-Golgi network. The coding region runs from base 3 to 770 and encodes 255 amino acids. Lineage: Eukaryota; Metazoa; Chordata; Actinopteri; Pleuronectiformes; Cynoglossidae. Gene Ontology annotation, biological process: regulation of ER to Golgi vesicle-mediated transport; vesicle fusion with Golgi apparatus; endoplasmic reticulum to Golgi vesicle-mediated transport.